This is a messenger RNA of Branchiostoma belcheri (Belcher's lancelet), 1889 nucleotides long. Its product is annotated as enolase-like. Bases 122 to 1426 code for a protein of 434 amino acids. The record is from RefSeq and is a predicted model, not a curated record. Lineage: Eukaryota; Metazoa; Chordata; Leptocardii; Amphioxiformes; Branchiostomatidae. Gene Ontology annotation, biological process: glycolytic process. Gene Ontology annotation, molecular function: phosphopyruvate hydratase activity; magnesium ion binding. The transcript has 13 exons. Gene Ontology annotation, cellular component: phosphopyruvate hydratase complex.
UGACCUGGGAUGCAAAUGUGCCGACUGUCACGUGACUGCCUCUCGCCAUCUUGCCCAGUCUGACACAAGCAGCAGUCGCAAGGCCCUCGCACGAAGCAGAAGCCACCACUAGCCAGCCACCAUGUCCGGGAUUAGCAAGAUCCACGCUCGUCAAAUCUUCGACAGCCGCGGGAACCCAACGGUAGAGGUCGACCUGGUCACAAGCAAAGGUCUUUUCCGUGCUGCAGUGCCCAGCGGUGCUUCCACGGGUAUCUAUGAGGCUUUGGAACUCAGGGACAAGGACAAAUCCAAGUACCUGGGAAAGGGUGUGAGCAAGGCUGUCUCUAAUAUCAAUGACAUCAUUGCUCCAGCUGUCAUCCAGAAGAACUUUGAUGUGACAAAACAAAAGGAGGUUGAUAACUUCAUGUUGGAACUGGAUGGCACUGAGAACAAAUCCAAGCUGGGAGCCAAUGCCAUCCUGGGCGUGUCCCUGGCCACAGCCAAGGCCGGCGCAGCCCACAAGGGUGUUCCUCUGUACCGCCACCUGGCAGAUCUGGCUGGAAAUACAGAGGUGAUCCUGCCGGUCCCUGCCUUCAAUGUCAUCAACGGAGGCAGCCACGCCGGCAACAAGCUGGCCAUGCAGGAGUUCAUGAUCCUGCCAACUGGUGCUUCGUCCUUCAGCGAGGCCAUGCGGAUGGGCUGCGAGGUGUACCACAACCUCAAAUCCAUCAUCAAGAAGAAGUACGGACAAGACGCCACCAAUGUUGGAGAUGAGGGAGGAUUUGCUCCCAACAUUCUGGAGAACAAGGAAGCCCUGAACCUACUGAUGGAUGCCAUCAAGGCAGCUGGGUAUGAGGGGAAGAUCAAGAUCGGCAUGGACGUCGCCGCCUCCGAGUUCCACCGUGACAAGAAGUACGACCUGGACUUCAAGAGCCCAGAUGACCCCGAAAGAUACAUCUCGGGUGACCAGCUGGCCCAGCUGUAUCACGAGAUGAUCGCGGCGGCGCCCAUCGUCUCCAUCGAGGACACGUUUGACCAGGAUGACUGGGAGAUGUGGGCCAAGUUCACCGGACAGACCGACAUCCAGAUCGUCGGGGACGACUUGCUGGUGACAAACCCCAAACGUAUCAAGCGUGCUAUUGAUGACAAGGCCUGCAAUGCCCUGCUGCUGAAGGUUAACCAGAUUGGCUCUGUUACUGAGUCCAUUGAAGCUUGUAAGAUGUCCCAGGACAAUGGCUGGGGGGUGAUGGUGAGUCACCGCAGCGGGGAGACAGAGGACACCUUCAUCGCAGACCUGGUGGUCGGACUGUGCACGGGACAGAUCAAGACGGGCGCUCCCUGCCGGUCUGAGAGGCUCUGCAAGUACAACCAGCUACUCAGGAUUGAAGAGGAGCUUGGAGACAAAGCCAAGUUUGCCGGGGUGAACUUCCGCAACCCCCAGAAGUAAAUAUUCUGUCACGGUUUGUCUGCAGUGCUUUACACGUACAAAGCUGUCAGAACUUGUAGGCUGCAUUUGGAGUGUACGGAAAAUCUGAAGGCAGCAGUUGAUUGUUGGGAUGUUCCUUUAGCAAAUAAAGAAAAAAAUGAUGAUACUGGCUGCUCCUUACAACUACACAUAGGUAGUGGAUGGAAACAUCUGUCAUCAUGUGUGUGCAUUUAUAGUUAUCAUGAAGAGCUACAUUUUGUAGAGUGCUGAAUUAGAUGUACAUUAUAAUGUAUGUUUGUGCAAGAUUCAAUUCAGUUUCUGUGUAGUUUUUACGUGUUGUCUGAGACAAUAAAGAAAGAGCGCUAUCUUUACAUCAUCAAGAGAUUGGAAUUCUAGCAUGUUGCACAUGUCAAAGUUAAGGAAAACUACUUCAACUGGUGCUGAGGACCCAUGGCAGCUGGAAUAAACAGUGAUGUGGUUUACA